AUGAAUGGUCAGCUGAUUAAAACAAUUAGUGAGAGAGUAAAGAAUACACCACGGAGCAUUCAUGUGGAUGAGACAUCAAAUGUUUUGUAUGCAGCACCAAGUGGUUUCCUCAGUAGCUGUGUGUACAUGUUUGACAUGAAUAAUGGCAAGACCAUCAGAACAAUAAGGUCACAUGGUACAAAAGAAGGUAAAAUGAGUUAUGUCGAUGGUGUUACUCUUACAAAUCAAGGACACCUUCUUGUAUUGGAGAGUGAAUGUUUAGGUACUGGAACAAGAUUGAAUCAGUUUCUCGAAAGUGUUGAUGAGAAGGUCCUAGAGUGCACUAUAUGCUUUAAGAGACUUCAAAAUCCUAAAUCCCUCAACUGCUUCCACAGUUUCUGUUUGGCAUGUCUGGAAGACUGGGUUAAGACUAAGGGAGACCUGAUUUGCCCAACCUGCUCAAAAUCAUAUCUCAUUCCAGAGGGUGGGCUUCAAAAGCUUCCACCAAAUACCUUUUUAAAUAACUUACUGGAAACCUUUGAACAAUUUUCAGAAAAAGCCGAGAUGAAAUGUGUUUGCAAAAAAGGACUCUCAGAAUACUACUGCCAGGAUUGCAGACAGUACUUGUGUACUGCCUGUAGUGAUCAUCAUAAAGACUUUCGAAUCUUUGCAAACCACAAGCUACAUUCAGUGGAGGAUGUGCGAUCAAUGACCCCUUCACAGAUGGCUUUACUACAUCCGCCGCUGUGUUUGCAUCAUAACAAACCUUUGGAAUUUUACUGUACAGAGUGUAAAACUCCAAUAUGCAUAAAUUGCACAAUUACUGACCACAUUGCAUGUGAAGGGAAACACAAACCAAUCAGCAUCUCUAAAGCAUUUCAAACAUUUAAAGAAACUUCGGAAACAUUGGAGAAAGCUGCCAAUAACUGUAAAAACAAAUUACAAUAUGGCUUGAAAACAGUUGAACAGAAUGCUACAAAAUUAGAAGAACAUAAAGCGACAGCUUUGAGAGAUAUUGACAAUCAUAUACAAGUGAUGAUAAGGCAAAUCAAAGAGAAUGGAGACAAAAUUAAAAAUGAAUUAGAGACACUAUACAAAAGGAAAAAGAAGGUCAACGAUGCACAAAUGGAUGAAUUAAACACAACAAUAUCUGAUAUAAAUACAAAACUGAGUUUUCUUAAUCAGUUAUUGAGGAGUCAUGAAGCUACAGCAAUGCAAUCAAGUGAAACAGUAAUUACCGCACUGAAGGACAGAAUCAAUGAAUUGCCAAAAACAGAGCCAGAUGAUAAUGGACACAUUAGAUUCUUAAUAAAUAAACAACAGCUUACUUCAUUGCAACAAAUUGAUAUUGGAAAUGUUACACAAGUGAGGGCAGACUGCCUAAUAUUAGAGGGAAUGGAAUCUGUGUGUCAAGGUCAGACAAUUGUUGUCAAAGUAAUCAAAACAGAUGAAUGUGAAAUACAUGCAAAUCAACUGAAGGCAACAUGGACACAGCCUACAGGAGAAACGAACCUUACACAAGUUGAAGAUGAUGACAAUGGAAAUUAUUUUGUGACAGGUCAAUGCACUAGCUCAGGUAUAUGUAAACUAGAUGUGAGUGCUGAUGAUAAACCAAUCCAGCAAUCACCAAUGAUAAUCAAAGUAGAGAAAGAAGGAUUGGUAAAUACCAUUAAAAAAAAGGAUGUAAAAGAUGUAGUUAACUCAGAAAAUGAUUACUUACUAUUUUCAUGUGAGACAAAUAAAAUUCUUCAGUACAAGCAAUCAGGAGAAUAUAUUGGCAAGAUUACACUACCACAAGAUGUGAAAGUUGAGACAAUGUACAAAAUGAAAAAUGGUAACAUAGCAUUGACUGACUCAGGUAAUAAAUACAUCACAAUAUUCAAUGUGAAUGGUCAGGUGGUCAAGUCAAUUGGUAUGGGAGUAGUGAAAGAUCCAGUUGGUAUCCAUGUGGAUGAGGAAGCAAAUAUUGUUUAUGUAGGAGAUUGGGAUAUUGGCUGUGUGUUCAUGUUUGACAUUGAUAGUGGUCAGAUGAUAAGGAAGAUAGGGACAAAGGGUGACCAAGAAGGUGAAGUUAAUGGUGUCAUUGAUGUUACUCUUACAAACCAAGGACACCUUCUUGUAUUGGAACAUAACAACAGUAGAUUACAACAAUUUGAUAACAAGGGCAGGUUCAUGAAAGUCCUUAUUAAAGAAGGUGAUGAGAAUGGUAAGGCAAGGGAGCCAUAUGGAGUAGUAAUUGACGAGGAUGAAAACAUCAUUAUAUCAAAUAAAGGUAAUCACAAACUACAGCUAUUCAGUAGAGAUGGGAAUUUCAUUAAAAGAAUUGAUAAACCAGAAGAUGGAAUCAACACACCAUGUGGAUUAUACAUCCUUUCACAUCAUCCAAGAAGACUUGCAGUAGCAAGUAUUGGUGAUGGCACAGUAAAAAUAUUCAAUUACUAAAUGUUAUUAUACCAUACAUAUUUUACAUUAUUGAAGAAUCUCUUUUAAGAUCCAGCGGACGUCAUCGCCCAAGGCAUGUUUUGUCAAGUAUUUGUCAGGUAGGGCUUGUGGUAAUUGUAAAUUAUAGUAGAACUCGUUUGUUAAGACUUGAGAAGCCCAAUAUAGGACAGGCCUACUUGCGUCAUUCUAGUGUUAUUUGGAACUGGUAGGUGGCUGCUGUGUGCUCUGCAUACUGUACAUGAUUGUAUUGUGUUGGUAUUAUGGUACCAGUUUUUAUUAAGUCAAUUAAAAUGCUUUGUAACUUUGUUAAUUGUGAUUAAAGUUUAUUUGGAUUGGAUUUGGAUUUAUUCUGUGCAAACACCAAAGAUAGCCACAAAAGUCUAGCAGAAGACUUAUUUUCAGUGGGGUCCUUGGUGGCAGUUGGGCAGCACAAUUGGAGACAAUCCCCUACUCUUUUUGGAAGAGUAUAGUGUGUUCUUUAAUGUGCACAUGGGCCAUAAUUGCACACAGGACCAACGACUUAACGUCUCAUCUGAAAGACGGUGUGCUAUUGUAACUUGUAUUUCAGCCCUCCAGCUGAAACACAAGGAGUGCUGAAAAAUCCACAAUAUUCUUUACUGCUCUGAAUUUUACAUAUGUUGCAUGUUACAUGAUUGAAUUAACAUCAUAUUUUGAAUAGGCUCAAUAAACAUUUAUAUUAUUCAAUACAGUAUUAAAAGAGAAACAUGCAUUGAGUCACAUUCAUUUCAUUUUCAUAUCUUAGAAAAUAUUUUUUUAUUAAUGUUUAUUCAUUUUUUGUGUGUAAUAUUCAUGAAAGACAGCUUUUUAUUGAAACUAAACCUCAUGUAUUAUAGUUAUCAUAUUAGACAUAUAAAAUGUGUGAUUGCAAUUAAGCAUUAAUUUUAUUUAUUUUAAUCAAGGAUUGUUUCUUUAUUGUGUCAAAGCUGGAAUGUACAAUGGGUAAAUCAGACUUUUUUAAUAAUGUUGCCUAAAAAGAAAAAUAAUUAUGUAUAUAAUUAUUAUGAGUUUUGAAUUACAAGUUUCAUAAAAAUAGAAAUGUAUUAAAAAAACAGAUUGAAUUACCGCUCCAAAGUAACCCACAAAAAAUAAAUUAGGUUUUUUUCAAAGUACUUCUUUAAUUGUACAUACUGUGUGAAAAGUACACAUAACAUACUAUGUUAUAAUAUUGUAUUGUUUCUCAUCAUUGAAUAAAUGUCAUUAGAAUCUGAA
Molecule: messenger RNA, 3651 nt
Organism: Anneissia japonica
Lineage: Eukaryota; Metazoa; Echinodermata; Crinoidea; Comatulida; Comatulidae
Product: tripartite motif-containing protein 2-like
Exons: 2
Coding region: 1-2421 (806 amino acids)
Biological process (GO): positive regulation of DNA-templated transcription
Cellular component (GO): nucleoplasm; chromatin
Molecular function (GO): protein binding; zinc ion binding; ubiquitin-protein transferase activity
Source: RefSeq, a predicted model, not a curated record